AAUGAGCUCUUACUUUGUAAACUCAUUCUGCGGUCGCUAUCCAAAUGGCCCGGACUACCAGUUACAUAAUUAUGGAGAUCAUAGCUCGGUGAGCGAGCAAUACAGGGAUUCUGCAACGAUGCAUUCCAGCAGGUACGGCUACGGCUACAAUGGGAUGGAUCUCAGCAUUAGCCGUCCAGCAUCUAACCACUUUAAUGCCAGUGAACGAUCUCGAAGCUACUCUGCAGCAGCAACAACAGCAGCAGCAGGACCAGAAGCAGGAGCAGACACCAGGUACAACCAACCUGCCACAUCCACUCAGUCUCCUUCACCUGACCCUCUGCCCUGUUCCGCCGUGGUCAGUCCGCCUGCUAGCGAAAACCACCACGGAAUCAAAAACUCCAUAGCAAGCCCAACUACCUCCUCAAAUUCCAGCAACAGCAGCAGCAGUCACAUCAGUAGAGAUGGGGUUGGCACAUCGCCUGGUACUGAGGAUGACACCCCGGCAAGCAGCGACCCUCCAAGUUCACAGAACGGGCAAAGCACAGCACAACAACAGCCUCAAAUUUACCCCUGGAUGCGAAAACUGCACAUAAGUCACGACAGUAUGGGAGGACCAGAAGGUAAAAGAGCCAGGACGGCUUACACCCGAUAUCAGACCCUGGAGCUGGAGAAAGAAUUUCAUUUCAAUAGAUACCUGACCCGGAGACGACGGAUAGAAAUUGCACAUGCUCUUUGCCUCACAGAGAGACAGAUUAAGAUCUGGUUUCAAAACAGAAGGAUGAAAUGGAAAAAAGAUAACAAGUUAAAAAGCAUGAGCAUGGCCGCUGCAGGAGGCGGAUAUCGUCCAUGAUCAAUAGAAGUACUGGGCAGUAUAAGCUGACCAAUUAGCAUAAUGUCAAUACAGUACUGACUUCCAAAACUUCUCUCCCGUGUUACUUCUAUGAAGAAAACCAUUUCCACGUUGCCCUAUCCCAAUCUUUGAAUCGUUAGUCUGUUUUCUGGUCGUACUGUUGCUUGUACAAGUAAUCUGCUUACAGUAUAUUGUCUAGGAGUAACAACAAUGUUGUAGGAGUAGGGUAGCUUUGUGAAUUAUAGUUGUUUAACUUAUUUAUAUUAAUACAAGCGGUGUUACUUGAAGUAACUGUAUAAAAUCGUCCAGUUAAAAUGUAAUAAUGUGUUGCACUCUGCAAAAAAGUGUAUGUAAGUGUUAGUGUUGCUAAAUGUCAAAAUAGCUCCAAGCUUGCAAUAUGUAUUUAAUUUCAGGACAUCGUCCUCUGUAAUUGAUAUCGUAGUGUUAAAUCACCGAGAUGCUACCUAUUCUGUGUUAUUAGUGACCAGUGAAUUUUGUGAAGGAUAUUGCGACUCUGAACUGUAUGUCUAUGCUGUGCCUUUGUAUGACUUUGCACGAACUCCAAUAAGUGGCUCUUAGCGCAGCGUCAGUGUAUGUUUUUGUGACAAAGGAUAAAUAUAUAGCCUAAAAGACUGGCAGUUUAAGAAAUUCGUGAUGAGCUUUUGUAUUUGUUUUUAAAACUGA
This is a messenger RNA of Stegostoma tigrinum, 1516 nucleotides long. Its product is annotated as homeobox protein Hox-A5. Gene Ontology annotation, biological process: regulation of transcription by RNA polymerase II; anterior/posterior pattern specification. The coding region runs from base 2 to 832 and encodes 276 amino acids. The record is from RefSeq and is a predicted model, not a curated record. Gene Ontology annotation, molecular function: DNA-binding transcription factor activity, RNA polymerase II-specific; RNA polymerase II cis-regulatory region sequence-specific DNA binding. The transcript has 2 exons. Lineage: Eukaryota; Metazoa; Chordata; Chondrichthyes; Orectolobiformes; Stegostomatidae. Gene Ontology annotation, cellular component: nucleus.